GGUUGCCUUGUUUUUGAUCUCAGCUACUUGUCUUGUAUUGAGAUUGAUGGGCCCGAAUCACAGGUGGAGGAUUUUAUGCGUAAUAUCUUUCUUCCAGAUAUGUCGCUUAAUAACUUCAAUGAAUCACCCGAACAAAAAUUAUCAGCUCCUCCCGUUGCUUGUGAAAUGACUGGUUUAUUCGUUGGACCUGAAAGCGGGCAAGUUAAUGGAGGUCCUUGGCGCAAUAUUGACCGACCCACAAUAGCCCCUAUCAGAGUGCUCUGGGGCCCGGUGAGUUAG
Protopolystoma xenopodis is the source of this 279-nucleotide messenger RNA. NCBI's taxonomy places the organism in Eukaryota, Metazoa, Platyhelminthes, Monogenea, Polystomatidea, Polystomatidae. The record is from the annotation of a GenBank genome assembly.